Molecule: messenger RNA, 1753 nt
Organism: Didymella exigua CBS 183.55
Lineage: Eukaryota; Fungi; Ascomycota; Dothideomycetes; Pleosporales; Didymellaceae
Product: acyl-coenzyme A thioesterase 9
Exons: 5
Coding region: 1-1413 (470 amino acids)
Biological process (GO): acyl-CoA metabolic process
Cellular component (GO): mitochondrion
Molecular function (GO): fatty acyl-CoA hydrolase activity
Source: RefSeq, a predicted model, not a curated record
AUGGGUCCUUCAACGAGGCACGCACUGCAGCGCGCCACCAAGACAUUGCGCAGUAAAUGCGUUCCUCCACAUGCCUCCUUGACCUCUGCGACGCGCAGGAGUCUCACAUGCAGCUCAAUCAGGCGAACCGAUGGUGUGUUCCGUGAGCUCACCAGUAUGCGAGUUCGCACGCCCUGGGUGGAGGCGCUCCGUAAGCAGCAGCAGGACGGACAGGAGCCUGGCAAACCAUCUGGAAAGUCAGAGGUGCCCAAGGAUCGCGAUCUAAAGCCCAAGCGUAUGAGCGACAGCUAUCAUUCUGUCGUGCUUCCUUUGGCUAGAGAUCCUUGGUUACUUGAUACGUACCUGAACUCAUCAGGACACAUUCGUCUAGGCACCAUAUUCAUGGAUCUUGAUGCGCUCUCUGGUGUCAUUGCGUACAAGUACACUGGUGAAGACGUAACGACGGUCACCGCCUCCUGCGACCGAAUCACGAUUCAUCACCCACUGGAUGAGAUUUGCGAUCUCAAGUUGUCUGGUCGUGUCACGUACGCCACCGGUCGAAGCAGUCUGGAGAUCACUAUGCAGGUUGCAAAGGCUCCAAAGGAAGGCGAAGAGGUCAAGGACGCAGAUGUCUUGAUCAAUUGUACCUUCACGAUGGUAUCUUUGGAUCCGGGAACGAAGAAACCAGUCAAUGUCAAUGCGCUAAUUGUAGAAAAUGAAGAAGAACAGCGGCUGUAUGCCCUAGGCGAGCGGAAUUCCCAGAUCCGCAAGGAGAGACGAAACACAUCUCUGAUCAAGCAUACGCCGAACGAUGCCGAGAGCGAUCUCAUUCACGCAUUCUGGCAGAAGCAACUCCAGUACCAUGACCCUCACGACGAGCUGCGCAAGCCUGACAAUCUCCACUUCAUGGACGCGACUCGCCUUCAGACCGCUACAAUCAUGCAACCGCAGUACCGCAAUCGACACCACUUCAUGAUCUUCGGUGGUUUCCUCCUCAAACAGACAUUCGAGCUCGCGUUCACAACGGCUGCAGCAUUCGCCCACGCUCGACCUACCUUCGUAUCUCUCGAUCCUUCGACAUUCCUCAACCCCGUUCCCGUUGGCAGCAUACUAUACAUGACAGCGCAGGUGGUCUAUACAGAUCCUCCGCUCAUCGGUGCUCCAGAAGAGGAGUUCGACGAGAACAGCGAAUACACUAGAGUGCAAAUUCGGGUUGACACCAAAGUCAGGGAUGUCGAACACGGCCACUCGAAGCCAACAGGCCAAUUCAACUACACCUUCAAUGUACCCAAGAACAUCAGGGUGAUGCCGAGAACAUACCAAGAGUUCAUGUACUACCUUGAGGCACGCAGGAGAGCCGAGCAGGUCAGAUGUACUUUGGAAGAGGGAGCCAGCAUUAGUCCCAAGCGAGCAGCAGAAUCUCUUACAGAGUAAUGAGCACUCGCACUAUUUCAAUGUAUUUGUAUGUCUAUUCGUAAACAUAGGUGCGACAAAACUCAUGUCAGCCUUCCAGAACCAACGCAGGCGAACGAAUUCGAGCGCCUACGAACGCCAAUACCAUACCAGCACCAAAUCCAAACAUCAGUCAACUCUCUUAACGCCAGAAUAUAUGGAAAAACCGCGGCCACAAGCAAGGAGUGCCCCCAAUUCCCGGUUGAGCCGCAUGAAACAAGGCGCUCAAAUGCCAUGCACCCCUGCAACCAACAGUGAGGCUGACAUGGCGCUGUAGCGUACCGGUAUACGUGAUUCGUUGGGGGAAGAUGUCGCUCACUCC